This is a messenger RNA of Scomber scombrus (Atlantic mackerel), 6406 nucleotides long. RefSeq names its product circadian locomoter output cycles protein kaput-like. Gene Ontology annotation, biological process: circadian regulation of gene expression; regulation of transcription by RNA polymerase II. The coding region runs from base 655 to 3282 and encodes 875 amino acids. Lineage: Eukaryota; Metazoa; Chordata; Actinopteri; Scombriformes; Scombridae. Gene Ontology annotation, cellular component: nucleus; cytoplasm; CLOCK-BMAL transcription complex. Gene Ontology annotation, molecular function: DNA-binding transcription factor activity, RNA polymerase II-specific; protein dimerization activity; E-box binding. The transcript is spliced from 24 exons. The record is from RefSeq and is a predicted model, not a curated record.
GGAGGCUUCGGGACUGUUUCCGCACGCUUGAGGGAGAGCAAGGCCCAGUGACCCACAUUUCGAGCAGCCAGCCAGUGUGUGCGUGUGUGUGUGUGUGUGUGUGUGUGUGAGUGAGUGAGUGAGUGCGCGUGCCAGUGUGUGUAUGUGUGUUUGGGUGCGCGUGUACGCCUCUCCCGUGAGUGUGUGUGUGUGUGUACACAUACAUCUGCCGCGAAAAUGUUUCCACCGUCGCUGCUUUUAGACAUUUCUGUGCUAACAGUAAAUACUAUCCUGCUCCAGUUGGCUUUUGCUCGGAUCUCACCCCGCUCGGAUGUUUAGUCUCCGGUGUCGUCGCGUUGUUUGGAGAACCGACGGUAAGGUGUGGCUCACACGUAAAGGUUUGUCAGUGCCUGGAAGGAGAGGCUUUAAAACAGAAAGUGUUGCCCGCAGAGACAUUCCACAGAGUUUGGUUGACCACCAUGUCUUUCCUGUGGUCUGGUGCCCUCUCGUGACCCCUAAUGACCUCAACAUCUUUGACCCCAAACCCUUUCUACGACCCCUGAGAAAAGACGAUAACUGACCACGUGCACAAGCUGCAGUGGGGUGGUCUUCCAAAUGCCUACCUCACGCCUAAAGAGCAAAUCACUGCAGCCACAGCCCUGAUCAGCAGCCACCAUGACAUCAAGCAUAGGGGAUGAUUGUAGCAUCUUUGAUGGGUUGAUGGAAGAAGAUGAAAAGGACAAAGCAAAACGCGUGUCCCGUAACAAGUCAGAAAAGAAGAGGAGAGACCAGUUCAAUGUCCUCAUCAAGGAGCUUGGCACCAUGCUGCCAGGCAAUACCAGGAAGAUGGACAAAUCCACCAUCCUGCAGAAAAGCAUCGACUUCCUAUGUAAACACAAAGAAAUCGCAGCCCAGUCGGAGUCCAGUGAAAUCAGGCAGGACUGGAAGCCUUCAUUUCUUAGCAACGAGGAGUUUACCCAGCUCAUGCUGGAGGCUCUGGAUGGGUUCUUUAUAGCAAUAAUGACUGAUGGGAACAUCCUCUACGUCUCUGAGAGUAUCACCUCACUACUAGAACACCUACCGGCGGACUUGGUGGACCAGAACCUGUUAAACUUUCUGCCAGUUGGGGAACACUCUGAGGUGUACAAGGCUCUGUCCACGCACCCCACCGACCAAGAGGGCCUCAGCUCCGAUUACUUAAAGACUAAGAACUGCAUGGAGUUCUGCUGUCAUAUGCUGCGAGGGGCCAUUGACCCCAAAGAACCCCCCGUCUACGAAUAUGUCAAGUUCAUCGGCAACUUCAAGUCACUCAACAAUGUUCCCAAUGUGACGAGGAAUGGUCUGGCAGGGGUUUUACAGCGAUCGCUACAGCCUGCUUUUGACGACCAGGUGUGCUUUGUGGCCACUGUCCGGCUGGCCAAACCUCAGUUUAUCAAGGAGAUGUGUACAGUGGAAGAGCCCAAUGAAGAAUUCACCUCCAGGCACAGUCUUGAAUGGAAGUUCCUCUUCUUAGACCACAGAGCUCCACCGAUCAUCGGCUACCUGCCAUUUGAGGUUCUGGGAACAUCAGGGUACGACUAUUACCAUGUGGACGAUCUGGAGACGCUAGCCAAGUGUCACGAACACUUGAUGCAGUACGGUAAAGGGAAGUCUUGCUACUACCGUUUCCUGACUAAAGGUCAACAGUGGAUAUGGCUGCAAACACACUACUACAUCACCUAUCACCAGUGGAACUCUCGGCCUGAGUUUAUUGUCUGCACACACACAGUAGUCAGCUAUGCAGAGGUGAGGGCAGAACAGCGCAGGGAGCUGGGCAUUGAGGAAUCCAACCCAGAGGUCACUGUGGAUAAGAGUCAGGACUCUGGCUCAGAGUCACAGCUGAAUACAUCCAGUCUCAAGGAGGCAUUGGAGCGAUUUGACCACAGCCGGACGCCCUCAACCUCUUCACGUAGUUCCCGCAAGUCCUCAUCACAUGUCUCUGACAACACUUGCACUUCAACAGCCUCCAAGCUACAUAUGGACACGGCGACGCCUCCACGGCAGUCACUGGCCUCCACCAUGGAGAUGACAUCACAGCGUCGCUCAUCCAUCAGCAGCCAGGUGUCAAUGAGCUCUCAAACCACUGGUCAAAGUGUAACUCCAGGCAUGAUCACUCAGCAACAGCAGCAGCAGCAGCAGCAGCAACAACAACCACAGCAGCUGCAGGCAAACGUACAGCCGGUGAUGGAGUUCACGGCGCAGGUGAACGCCAUGCAGCACCUAAAGGAACAGCUGGAGCAAAGGACCAGAAUGAUUCAGGCCAAUAUUCAGCGGCAGCAGGAGGAGCUGAGACACAUUCAAGAGCAGCUGCAGAAAGUCCAGGGACAGGGCAUACCGAUGCUGUUGCAGCAGCAGGGUGGAGCGAUGAACGUGCAGCUCCCUCAGGUGGGGUCGGUCCCACAGACAACUACUUUGACCAAUCAAGUGCAGCAAGCGGCAGUUAACCCUGCCUAUUCAGGAACUCAGCAGCUCACCAUCCAGCAGCAGGCUCCUCCUCCUCAGCAGAGCCUACAGCAGCAGACUAACUCCCUCACACAGCCUCAACGCCAGCCUCAGCAGCCCCCCCAGGCCCAGCCACAGCCCCAGGGCUCUGUAUCUGCCCCACUGUACAACACCAUGAUGAUUUCCCAGCCAGGGCAGCCCAACGUGCUGCAGAUCAGCACCAGCCUGCCGCAGAACAACACACAGCAAGGCACAACUGUGGCCACCUUCACACAGGACCGACAGAUCCGGUUUCCUGCAGGUCAGCAGCUGGUGACCAAGCUUGUAACAGCUCCAAUGGCAUGUGGCGCAGUCAUGGUACCCACCUCCAUGUUCAUGGGACAGGUGGUCACCGCAUACAACCCCUUUGGUGGACAACAGCAGGGAGGACAAACCCAGACCCUGACUCUUCAACCAGCCCAACCUUCACAGGGUCAGCCCGACGGCCAAAACCAGACCACUGUAGUGGCUCAGAGCGGCCAGCAGGGGCAGCAGCAACAACAGCAGUUUCUACAGGGCACUCGUCUUCUCCAUAGCAACCAAUCUACCCAGCUGAUUCUGCAGGCAGCUUUCCCACUCCAACAACAGGGCACCUUCACCCAGGCGACACACCAACAGCAACCACAGCAACAACAGCGGCAACAACAACAACAACAACAACAACAACAACAACAACAAUCUCACCACCAGAGGCACCAGCAGCAGCUCAAACCGCAGCCCCAGAAACAGCAGAAAACCCAAUCAUCACAUAGAACUGACAGUGUCAGCAGCCAACCACAGUAAAGUCCUGGGUAACAGAAACUUGAAGGGAUCGCUGCGUACAUUUGUUUUGUUCCUUCCUUUUUUUUCUCACCUCCCAAAAAAAAUCCUCCCUCCCUCCAUCUGAAAGGAACGAAUCAUAGGAAAGAGGAAAACCAGUGAGUCCCCAAGGAACUCACCAAAGAUUGUCACCAUGGCAGCAGGAUGGAUUAAAAUCCCCCUUUCCCUCAUCAGAGGCGGGGUGUGAGGGAGCUCCAGUCUCUGUGGAAACUUGACAAAAAUCCAGAGAACACCUUAUCGCCACGGUAACGAUGGACUUGUUUUUUGUUUUUGUUUUUUUGAAGGUUUGUCAAAAGUGGACUGACCUUGUACAGAUUUACUGUAUGAUAAAAGAAAACUUGUAAAUAUCCAAUAUAGCCUAACAGGAAACAGAAAUGUAGUAUUUUAUAUGAUUGCAUGGAAAGAAUAACUGUGUAAGCUUUUAUUAGUCGCUUUUGAAAAAUGACUUUUUACUUUGUUCAAGUGUUUUCUGCUCAAAGACGGAGCAACAACGUGCUCUCUUGGACCCCCUCCUCCCCCCCGUCCCUCCCUUCUCUAAAAAAAACAAAAGAAGUCCAGAAUGGGGCUUUAAAGUUCUGUCAGUUUGUUUUAAGGAAAAAAAAGGCUGGGCUGGGGUUUUUUGUGAAAGAAUUGUGUUUUUAAACACUGUCUCUGAGACAAAAAAUGUAACUUUGCAAGUACAAAUUAUGUUAAGCAAGAGACUAGAUUACAGUUCAACUGUAUUCUUUGCAGGAUGAUCACUGUACGUAUAACAGGUUUAGUGAUUCCAAGUGCCAAUAACAUAGUCAAUUAUGUUUUGUUUUUUUCUCUCGAGCAGACUACUCAAAGGCGUAUAUAUUUUCCAAAAAGAUAUUACCCCUAAUAAAGUUCACGCGUGUGUAUAUAGAAGGGAUUAUUUUUUAACAGUCAAAGAGCCCUAUACGUAACAAACAGUAUAUCCUCAACCUCCUGAACUUUUAGCACUUGAUGUGGUUGUGUACAGUAAAUCACUGUAGACCUAGUUGUUUGUAAACUGUGGUGUGAUUCUGUGAGCUAGUGUGUGUUUUUGAGAAUACAAUCUUUGUGUGCAUGAGUGUCUGUGGUCAGUGUGUGCGUGCGUGUGUGUAUGUGUGUGUGUGUGUGUGUGUGUGUGUGUGUUUGAUGCCCCUUGUGUCUUACGAUAAUUGACUUAGUAAGGGUUUUGAAGUUGCUGGAUGGUACAUGUAUUCUCAGGAACGUGGAAAGUUUUGCGUCUGCCUCAGUCUGGAACCAGACCGGGAAGGAUUAGACAGUGAUGCUGCAAAGACCAGAGGAAGAAGUGUCACAAAGGGUGUGGUGACGGAAGAAUAUUUGACCCAGAUUUCUUGGAGCGUUCCUUAUUGUUUCCUCAUCAAAACAGAAAUGUAGAGGGCGAAGUCACCAAUGAGAAAAGUAACAAAACAAAAGUGCUAUUUUUCUUCAUGAUUUUAAGAUUAUUGCAAAGGGGGAGGGGGUUGUCGAGAUACCCUCGUCAGACCUCAGUGUACCAGUGAACAUUUCUAAACACUGUCUCAUGGUCUUCUGUAUAAUCAGUGUUUCAUCCUUCUUUCUCUUCCUAGGCCUCAGAAAUCCUCUUGCAGUGUAGUUCUCUUUUCUCUCAGUUCACAAACGGCAGUUAAAAGCAGGGCUGGGCUCACCUUCACUUUGAAUUAAGACUUGAAUUUGAGCUCAGACUCUGUGUCACAGUUGUAAGCCAUAUCAAACAGAAAAGCCUCGGACAGGAGGAAGCGUGAUGGUUGGCAAAGGAGCAUUCAGAAUGUGUUUUGUCUCAGAGAGUGUGUGCGUGUGUGUGCGAGCGAGUGUAUGUGUAUGUUUGCAUUACGUGCGAAUAUAGCGUCUCCUUGUCUUGAUCCUACUUCUUGUAUCACUCGGGGGUCAGUAUUGGUUUCCCCUGGCGAUAGCCAAUCAGUUCUUGCGUUGCAGUAUAAAGAAAUAAUUGUAAUAUUCAAGAAUCUUCCUCUCUGCUUGGGCUCAGAAUUCUGCAAGCCUGCAAGUGUGUGGGACAGCUCAGCUUGAAUACAUGUUUGUGUGUGAGAGAGAGCAUUUGUAUGCAUGUUAACUGUCACUGUAACCCAUUAUAUUUUCAUAUGGAAACAGAUGUGUGACUGGAUGUUGGGCAAUGCAGAGCAUUGGUCACCAGUCAGGCUAUAAAGGAGAUGGGUGCUGUUAUUGUUUUACAAUGACGGACUGCUCAACAAGCACUUAUCACGGUAAAUACACACCGGACCGGUCUCAUAGUAACCCUCCAGAUAAAGCAGGAGUUUCAGAGUCUAGAGAACGAUUUUACAGUGUGGGUCUUACUAUCUGAAAUAGGUCUUCCACCCAUCACAUAGCAAAUAUAGAUCCUCUAUAGACUAGUGUGUUUUUACGGCAUCACUCUAAAGGGUAAUGUUGAAAUGUUUAUAGUUUGAGUAUGUGUCACUGAUACCCAGCCCAAAGAAUGUAAAGGUGUUUUAAAGAGACUAAUGGAUGUUGAUUAUGGAGAAGUUUUGACAGGCUUUGUGAUGAAGGAAAACAUGGGGAGUAAAAGUGUUUGUCACUGCAAGCGUCCACAUACAGAAUCUUACAUACAAUCUUAUUUACAGGUUUUACAUAGUAUAUUAAAAAAAAAAAAAACCCGCUGAAUGUUUCACCAGUAUGAUCUUCAUCUAUUUUGUUUAUUUUUCUGCAAUAAUUUUCUGACAUCAUCUGUUUAGGAAAAGAGUUUCAAAAGUGGCUGAAAGUUGAGGUGUAGGAUAUUGGAAAGACAGCGAGGCCCCCCCUCCCCCUCCAUGCAGACACACAGAUCACCUGCCCACUACACAAUUUGGUUCUGAAGAGUCCUAGUUCUAGUAUAAUACUGUACACAUACACAAAGCUAAGAACACCAGUAUUCAGUGUAAAAUGGUGCUAUGCUUACCUGUACUGUAUGUAUGUAUGUAUGUAUAUCCCUUCUUCUGCUCUUGAACUGUGCUCCUUUAUCUACCCCAAAGUCAAAUGUAAUAAUCAAUAUUUUGAAGCAAAAUGUUUGCUAUUAUUAUAACCCUCUCUCCCCUCUUGGUCAAUUUGAAAAUAAAAACAGUUGCAAAUA